Molecule: messenger RNA, 3039 nt
Organism: Glarea lozoyensis ATCC 20868
Lineage: Eukaryota; Fungi; Ascomycota; Leotiomycetes; Helotiales; Helotiaceae
Exons: 3
Coding region: 1-3039 (1012 amino acids)
Biological process (GO): regulation of DNA-templated transcription
Cellular component (GO): nucleolus
Molecular function (GO): rDNA binding; transcription factor binding
Source: RefSeq, a predicted model, not a curated record
AUGGGGAGCAAACGCAAGCGGAAAGCGCAAGAGGCGGUUGCCGCAACUCCGGCAGCCAAAAGACAACAAAAGAACAAAUCUAACGGCACAGCGCAAACUCCCAAACCGACCAUACCCCUCGAUGUCGGCCCGUUCCUUCUCGAGCCUAGAGGAACUGAUUUACAAAAAGAAGUCGAGCUUUACAACAUUCUCAAGAGUGAGGAUGUCUCGGACAGAUUAGCGGCUGCGAAUGCGAUCAUAUCUGGGCUUUUGGGUGGUGAGGGAGUCGAAGAAUCGACGUUACAAAGACAUCUUGAAAGAAGGCUAUUCCGAGGUCUUGCGAGUGGAGUCAAGGCAGCGCGAUUGGGAUACAGCAUUGUGUUAGCUGAGCUCUUGAGUCAAUUGUUCGGAAAGAAGAACUUGUCAGAAGAGAAAUACCCUGGACUUACAUUCGAUACGGUCCUCGAAUUUCUGAUCGCGAAAACGAAACCAGAGGGCGAUUUGAAUGGCCAGGAGUUUAAAGAUCACUUUUUGGGACUGCUAUUUGGUCUGCAAAGUUUCGUUAGGGCGAAAAUACUCUUCGAAAACGAUGCGCGCUGGUUCGCGAUUCUGGAUAAGCUGUUUGAGCUGCAAGAAAAGAAAUCAUGGAUUCGAGAGGAGUGCGGAUGGGUGAUCGUUGAAGCAUUCGAGCAAAUGAACCAAGAUCAGGCACAGCGGACACUCAAAAAGCUAAACGAAAUCGGACUGGCUGCUUCUCCAGAGGGAGUAGGAAUUUGGCUUGCUGCUCGCAAUCGCUUCCCCGAUAUGAAAUUUCCGUCGAAGCCAUGGGGUCAUAGUGGGAAUCCCCUUGAACAUCUCAAGACACUAGCAAAAGCGCUGAAAGAGAGUGAGGGAAAAGACAAGGGGGAUCAAGAGGCAAAACAAGCGAAGCAAACUGGAAAUUGGAACCCUAAACUUCAUUUCGUCUGGAGUCUCGUGUUAGAACAGUUUGCUGAGAGGUCACGAAGUAGCGAGGAUAGCGGAGUAGCAGACUUUGAGAAUUUCUGGAAAGUCGCUGUUGAUGAAAACCUGUUCUCCAAAGAUGCAUCUAGGGAACGCAAAUUCUGGGGACUUCUUCUCUUCCAAAAGAUGUUCCAAGACCCGCAAAAAUACGAAAAACUUCUCCCUGCAAUCUUUAGUCGUAAUCUUGUUCGAUGUCUAAUAAAUCACGUUUCGGAGGAGGACAGGUUCUUGAAUAAAUCCGCUGAGAAGUCGCUCAAUGUGCUCAUACAGGCCGUCGAGUCCAAUCCGACUUUGCUUGCCACUGUGCUUCCACGAUUGAUAUCCGAGAACGGCACUUACAACUUUGAUAGACUGACGAAAACCAAGACGAUUGAGAAACUGUUAGGUUUUGUUGAUGAGAACAAUGCCAAGUCAAUUGUCAAGAUCCUUGUCAAGCCGACCUUGUCUGUCAAAAUCGAUGGAAGCCGUACAAGCACAGAAGCACAGAAAGAGGCAGAGACUCGGCGCCAGCUUCUCGCAGAUUAUCUUCUCGUGAUAGUUCGCAAGAUUGAUGCCCGUGAUGAAUCUUUGGAUCUGACUUGGGUCAACAAUACGGUUGUAUCUUUCGUAGCGAACGUGGCCUACUCAGAAGACGAACGGUUUGAGCCAAAAUUGUCGGAAAAAACAAGAACGUUGUUUCGAAGUCGGUUGCUAUCCAUAUUCACGCACUUUUUAACCGAUCUAAAUGGAGGCUUAAUUCCUUGUACGCUGGCGACUUCCCUGAAGCCCGACGCUGUUGACAUGGAAGAGGAAGUCUCUAAAGCAAAAGACAGCGCUAUUUCAGUUAUUAACAAAUUGCUGAAGAAGAGUCACAAGCUUAGUGCUGAGAAGGCCGCGCCAUACAAAGCUCUAGCUCUUUUAUACUCUUUGGUUAUAUUUCAAUUGUACGAUGGGGAGUCAGAUGCCAUUUCUACUCUAGAAGAGCUGAAAUUAUGCUACGACAAGCUUAUUCGGCAUAAAGAUACAGAAGAGGAAGACGUCGAUGCGUCCGGCGUUCUUGUCGAGCUUCUCUUGUCAUUCAUCUCAAAGCCUUCUGCGCUUCUGAGAAAGGUAUCUCAACAUGUGUUCAGCGCUUUUAUGACCGAUAUGACAGCGGAAGGCUUAAAACUCAUUACCGAUGUUCUAGAAUCUAGUGAGAAUCUGCGAGGUCAACAGGAAAUGUUUGAUCAGGAGGUUGAUGGAGAUAUACCAGAGGAAGAAGACUCGGAUGUGGAGAUGGAUUCGGAUGUCGAAGUUGUAGACAUGAAUGGCGAAGAAGGCGAGCUUCAUACCAACCUUGACGAAGCCCAAGACGAAUCCGAUGAUGAGGAUGAGGAUGACGACGCGGAAAGCGAGAACGCAGAUGAUCAAGAUGAUGAUGAAGCCAAAAAGCUCGACGAUGCGCUCGCGAAGGCUCUUGGUACACACGCUCUCGAUCCUGCAGCUGAAGAGUCAGAUAGCGAUGCAGACAUGACAGAUUCGGAGAUGAUGGAACUCGACUCAAAACUCGUUGAGAUAUUCUCCCAGCGAAGGAAGGCCCCAAACAAGAAACAAGAACAGAAGGAUGCGAAAGAAACGAUUGUCAAUUUCAAGUCUCGAAUCUUAGAUUUACUAGACAUCUACGUCAAAAAACAAGCCGCAAAUCCUCUGGCAUUCGGUCUACUCCUUCCUCUCCUCCAACUCAUCCGCACGACGAAAACCAAAAACCUAGCCGACAAAGCUCGCGAUAUCAUCACCGCCUUCUCCAAAGCCGCAAAGAAAACCACCCCUACCUCGGUAGACGUAUCUGCUCAGAUAAAGCUGCUAAAAGCGAUCCAUCUCGAAGCUUCGAAAGAUCCUUCUCAUGGAUUCGCAAGAGCAGCAAGUACAAGUAGUUUGUUAGUCGCCAGUAACGUGUAUAAAGCCGACAAAGAAAACUUCAAAAAGAUCGGAAAGGUGUAUUUGGAAAGCAUGACUAGCUGGGAUGGGGGUGAGGUGGAUAUGCAGGCUGUGAUAUUUACGGACUGGGUCAAUUGGGUGCAAAGUCACCGGAGUAUAUAG